This is a messenger RNA of Tricharina praecox, 1161 nucleotides long. Its product is annotated as Alpha/Beta hydrolase protein. The coding region runs from base 1 to 1161 and encodes 386 amino acids. NCBI's taxonomy places the organism in Eukaryota, Fungi, Ascomycota, Pezizomycetes, Pezizales, Pyronemataceae. Gene Ontology annotation, molecular function: hydrolase activity. The transcript has 4 exons. The record is from RefSeq and is a predicted model, not a curated record.
AUGUCGUCGUUCAAGUCCCACACGCCGGUUUCCCUCACGAUCGCCGAGAAGCUCGGCUGGACGUUGGCAGUUGCGGAUGCCAUCCGGGCAACUAUCCAAAAGUCCAUAACGGCCAGCAUCUACUCCCCGUCUACCCUGCCUCCGAAGCCAGUCCAAGUCAACGCGGCAGUGAUCCGUUCCAUGUUCGGCCGCACCAACACGCGACAGGCGCAGGCGAAGAUGGCUCCCUCGGUCGACACGUACAUGGCAUGGUUCAAGCUGAAGCCGCAGCUGGGCAGCAGCUACGAGCCAGCCGUGGAGGACAUAUGCGUUGACGGGGUCGAGACACGGCUGCUGUGGAUCGGAAAGCCGUGGAAGAAGACCGAUUCGGCAAAUAAGAAGGUGCUGUUGUACUGCCAUGGCGGCGGGUUCAUUUUGCCUCUCAACUCCGGACAUUGCUCGUUCGCAAGGGUUAUUAGGGAGGAGAUCGAGAAGUAUGGGCAGGAGUGCUCGGUUGCAAUACUGGAAUACUCUCUGGGCCCCGAGAAGCAGUUCCCCGUACCACUGCACCAGGGUGUGCUGGCUCUGAACCACCUGCUAGCAGCCGGCUGCUCACCGUCCAACAUCGCCAUGGGCGGAGACUCCGCCGGGGGCCACUUGACUCUCUCGAUUCUGUCUCACAUCAUGCACCCACACCCCUCCGUUCCGCCAGUCCUGCCGCUCUCAUCGCCCCUCGCAGCGGCAAUCCUAGUCUCCCCCUGGGUAACCUUCGACCAAUCGGCGCCGGCAUUCGCCAAAUUCGGGCGCGAAGACUACGUUACGCCGCACCUCCUCCGGUACUGGGGCGAAGAGGCGAUCGGUCUUGAAGCACCGGCGGCCGAGCUCGCCGCGGGCCGGUACCACGCCGAGCCGAAGCGGGCGCCCGAGAGCUGGUGGCAGGGAAUGGACCGGGCUGUGAAGUUCGUGGGAACUACGGUCGGCGGCAGGGAGGUGUUCCUCGACGACGUCCUCGAGUGGGAGAAGUCGUUCCGUGCGGGAUCCGGUGUCAGGGCGGAGCUGUAUGUCGGCCCGAUAGAACUCCAUGAUGGCCCACUGUUUGAUUUCGGCAGUGGUCGCCCGCCGUCAGAGUUGUCGCUCAAGGCGGCUCAGUUGACGUGGGAGGGCUUCAAGUCGAAGUUGUAG